Racocetra persica is the source of this 252-nucleotide messenger RNA. The record is from the annotation of a GenBank genome assembly. NCBI's taxonomy places the organism in Eukaryota, Fungi, Glomeromycota, Glomeromycetes, Diversisporales, Gigasporaceae.
GAAUAUCAACAAACUCGACAAGGGGAAUAUCAAAAGUUUCAAACUGUUGAUGUUCUGGUUGAGUGUCUUGAAAUGUUAUUUGGUCUUGAUAAAAUACCUGAGGAUCUUGUAGUUGUUGAAAAAAUCGAGGAUCCUGAGGAUCCUGAUUUAUUCCCGGUUGAAAAAAUUGAAGGUCCUGAUUUAUUAAUUGUUGAACAUGCCGAAGUUGAAAAGGCUGUGGAUGAAAUUGAUGCGGUUCCUGUGAUUGUCUAG